AAACAUAGAAAAUAUUUUAAGCUGGUUUUAGUAUGAAAAAUUAAAGAAUCGUUUGAACUGUCUGUUGAAAGAUGGCGAGUAGCAGAUUUACUCUAUUUUGGGUUUUCAUCGGACUGUGUCUAGUGGGAACAGUCGUUAGUUUGGUAGUCGAUGAAUACCAAAAUAGUGAUAAAACACCCAUCACCGUGGAAGAUAAUCAUGUCAACGAUGAUCUUGAUCUCACCACCAGUGGCCAGGAAGGCCAGGUCACUCCGAAAAGAAAGGCAUUCCGAGUAAUCCAAGCCGAACGUGAAAAAAAGCAUUUGGAUCUGAAUCUACUUCGCAAGAAGCGAUUCAUUGGUAAUCUUCUGAAUCUGAUUCCCAAAAACAAAUCCCAUCAAGAAUGCACCACUCCUUCCGGAGAAAAGGGUCACUGCAAACGCUACCAGCACUGUAAGUUCGCGGCCUCGAAGGAAAAUAUCUGGAAGAUACUAGGACAGUUGUGCGUCAUAGAAAAUAUGUCCAUUGGAAUUUGCUGCCCGGAUAAUGCCACGGACGGAGUGGGACCGGAUUUCUCCCUUCGACUGCCGUCUCAAGCGGAUGAUUAUGAUUCGGUUGAUGGGCUGGACGGUGACAAUGCCGUCGAUGGUCGAGAUAACCGUGAUCGCCCGGAAGAACGGGGCUGUGGCAUAUCAACUAAACAACUGUCGAAGAUUGCCGGUGGACGGCCCGCUGAUCCCGGGGAAUGGCCCUGGAUGGCAGCGCUCAUUCCCAACAACGGACAGCAACAGUUCUGCGGAGGAGUUCUGGUCACUGAUAGACACGUCAUGACGGCGGCUCAUUGUGUGCUGAAUCUGAAGAUCCAUCAGUUUUUGGUGCGGUUAGGCGAGUAUGACUUUACCCAGUACAACGAGACCAGAUCCAGGGACUUUCGAGUGACGGAGAUUCGAAGCCAUGUGGAUUUCGAUCCAGUCAGCUACGAGAAUGAUAUUGCAAUGAUGAAAUUGUUCCGCCCGUCUUACUUCAACUCGUACAUCUGGCCAAUUUGCAUGCCACCGUUGGACGAUUCCUGGGAUAGUUACCGUGCGGUGGUCGUAGGGUGGGGAACGCAGUUCUUCGGAGGACCUCAUUCCAAGGUACUGAUGGAAGUUGCACUACCAAUAUGGUCCAACAGAGACUGCCAGGAUGUGUACAUUAACCGAAUCUACGAGUCAAGCAUCUGCGCCGGAGACUAUGGUGGGGGUAAGGACUCGUGUCAGGGUGACAGCGGUGGCCCUUUGAUGCUUCAACUUCCGAACAAUCGAUGGGUAGCGGUUGGAAUCGUUUCCUGGGGAAUUCGGUGCGGUGAGGCGAAUCAUCCUGGCAUCUACACCCGAGUGAGUUCGUACGUUCGAUGGAUCAUCGAGAAUGCUGUGUUUUGAGCUGGGUGAAAAUUUUAAUGACCUCUAUAAUGGAUUGCAUUUAUC
Molecule: messenger RNA, 1445 nt
Organism: Ochlerotatus camptorhynchus
Lineage: Eukaryota; Metazoa; Arthropoda; Insecta; Diptera; Culicidae
Product: proclotting enzyme-like
Exons: 4
Coding region: 72-1400 (442 amino acids)
Biological process (GO): proteolysis
Molecular function (GO): serine-type endopeptidase activity
Source: RefSeq, a predicted model, not a curated record